UAAAGGGCACUCGUUAUGACCUGAAGCCAGACUAAGUAGCUACUAUUAGCCAUGAAUACACCCAUCAGUGCGUCUUCUCUGUCUGUCUGGGACAUGCUGACCUCGGUUUGUUUGUUGUGUCGAACUGUUUUUUGGCUCUCGUUUUCAGGUAAACACCUCGGCACUGACGUCAUUAACGGAUUACGCUCUGAUUACUCCUUUACGUUCCCCCGCUGGCCUCGCGCACCACUGACGCACCGGAUCGGUGGAUCGGAAGUGGGUCGGCUCGGCAUUAGUGGUGUCAAGGUUGGCACCUGGGUGCUGCUGAGGUGGUCAGGUUGUCUGUCUGCCUGUGGUGCGGUGUUUGUGCCAUUCAAGAUACAGAGGACGAGCCCUCUCAGCUUACCUUAUAUUCCUGUCAGCUGUCCUACUUUUCCUCUUGAGACUGUCCACCUGUCCUUGUAUCACCACCUGUAAGCUUUCUGUCCUCGUAACAUGGCAGAGGCCUCAGCAUCGACCUCUUCUGAGGAUGGUCUGACUGUCCAGUGGAAAUUUUCCGGUCAACACGGUAGGAAGGCAGGAUGCUCCAACAUCUUUACAGGGGUCAACCUGCACCAGCUGCACAGGCUGUUCAGGACAGCGGGAGACAGAGACGCUGAACAUCGAGCGAGACUGGUGUGGAAAGGGAUGGAUGCAAAUAUGGAAGGAGAAGAGGAGAAUAAGGAGGAUGAAGAGGAGGAGAGAGAGGAUGAGGCAGGGCUGGCCCAGGCCUUGGUGGGGCUCCGAGUUCGAGCCAGAAAUAAAGCAGGCAUCAGAGCAGAGGGACACAGAGACCACAAGUGGCUCAAAACAUCAGGAUAUGGCAGGAUUGAGGAGUCAUUGUCUGGCUACGCUGUUGAGGAUGAGGAGGCCAAUGUUGCACCCAGCCCAGGAGAAUUUCUGCCAGCAACAGAUGAAGAUAUCACACAGAUCCAAAAUCCCUUCAAAACCUCUUGGAGAUUGGAUGUGGCACGGCAGGAGUGUGCCAGACACUCUGAACACUACCUUCACCGCAUCCUCCAUUAA
Molecule: messenger RNA, 1044 nt
Organism: Scatophagus argus
Lineage: Eukaryota; Metazoa; Chordata; Actinopteri; Scatophagidae
Gene: avpi1
Product: arginine vasopressin induced 1
Exons: 3
Coding region: 475-1044 (189 amino acids)
Source: RefSeq, a predicted model, not a curated record